Molecule: messenger RNA, 672 nt
Organism: Cooperia oncophora
Lineage: Eukaryota; Metazoa; Nematoda; Chromadorea; Rhabditida; Trichostrongylidae
Source: the annotation of a GenBank genome assembly
AUGGCUGAGUUCCCGUGUGAUCCAUGCAUGAGUAAAAUGAUAAUCGCCAGUGAAAAGUAUGGAUGUUCUGAAGAAAUCCUCACUAUCUGUGCAAUGUUGUCUUGCAAUGCCGCUGUGUUCUAUAGACCGAAGGCGAUGAUUAUUCAUGCCGAUUCGGCGAGGAAAGCGUUCUGGAGUCCAGCUGGAGAUCACAUUACUCUUAUGAAUGUGUAUAACAAGUGGAAAGAGACAAACUAUUCACAACAGUGGUGCAUGGAGAACUUUGUGCAACAUCGAACAAUGAAGAAAGCAAGGGAUAUUCGAGAUCAGCUUGAAGGGCUGCUUGAGCGAGUUGAGAUUGAGCCUAAAUCCAGUUCCUGCACCAUUGCCAUUCGAAAAGCAAUCACCGCCGGAUAUUUCUACAACUGUUCGAAACUUGACAAUUCUGCAGCAUUACAAGACGCCGGCAAGCACAAGCACACCGUACACGUCCAUCCGAAUUCUUGCUUUUCAAAACGCUGCAAGUGGGAUGUUUAUUAUGAGCUGUGUUCACGAGCAAAGAAUUGCAAAAGAGAAAGUUCUUGGCUGCUAGAAGUUGCUCCUCACUACUACAAAGGCCGUGAACUUGAAGACGCGACGAACAAAAAGAUGCCCAAGCAAAGAGGAAAAUCGGCACAAGAAUUGCAUGGUUAA